This is a messenger RNA of Micromonas commoda, 1785 nucleotides long. RefSeq lists its product with no specific name. Lineage: Eukaryota; Viridiplantae; Chlorophyta; Mamiellophyceae; Mamiellales; Mamiellaceae. Gene Ontology annotation, biological process: attachment of mitotic spindle microtubules to kinetochore. The record is from RefSeq and is a predicted model, not a curated record. Gene Ontology annotation, cellular component: Ndc80 complex. The transcript is spliced from 12 exons. Bases 1 to 1785 code for a protein of 594 amino acids.
AUGAAAGAUCCCGUGCGAAGUCGAAGUCAUCUCGUGGCAUUGGGCGCUUCCAAAAGGGCGACGGUGAACGGUCAUAAUCAAAGCGUUGGGAAACAGCUGGAUGACUAUUCAGUCGGUUCAGGGGGAAAUGGCUCAGCGUGCACUUUCAAUCGUGAGAUUUACGGACAACGCAUAGAUUUCGGGCGAGAUUGCAACGCCCAUGUCUUCAGCGGACACAUACCCCGCGUCGAUCCAAGACCCGUCGGGGAAAAGGCGUUCACCAAUUUAUGUGCCAGGCAGUUGAUAUCCUACCUCAGCACUCAUGGAUUCAGUUCUUCACUUUCGCCGAAGGCAAUGACAUCCCCGACAACGAAGGAAUUUGCAUCGCUCGUCUCUUUCUUGUUCAAAGUACUAGAUGAAAAUUUCAAGUUAGGCUCCAAGUCUGAGGAAGACAUAACAACUGUCUUCAAGCAGUUGCGCUAUCCUUUCCAAAUCAGCAAGAGUUCACUAUAUGCUGUUGGAAGCGCACAUACGUGGCCCUAUUUACUUGCGGCUUUGAUUUGGCUCGUCCACGUCUACAUCUACGAGGACGAGGUGAAAAAAGUCGAACAGUCCAAGGGACGCGACAGUAAUUUUCUCAACCAUACGUACCGAGCCUAUGCGUACUUUCUCGCUGGUGACGAUAAAGCUUCCACAACUCUCGAGCGCGAGUUUGUUUCUGCACAGACAGAAAUAUCACGAGACCUCGCCAACGGCAUCCAGGCCCUCGAAUCGGACAACUCGGACUUGCAUCAUGCACUCACUGAAAUGGUUUGGAAAGACGACGAAACAGUGCCCUUAGAUAAGGAUUAUCUGCUUCGUGAAGCCGAUGUAUAUGAUAGCAGUGCGAAUGCUUUGAGAAUCUCGAUUGAGAACACUGAGUCAAGACAUACGCAUAUCAUUACGUGCAUUUUGAGCAACAAGACUUCCAUCCAGGAUGCAGCUGUGGUUACGGCUCACCUACGACGCUCUGCUUUUAUCCACGGCUCUGAUGGCCCUUCCCAGAGCGAAUCAAAUUCCGGGCAAGGAGAAACAGAAUCACUCGUAUUUGCUCUUAAGACCAAACGAACAACUAUUGAGAAUAUCUCUCACGCAACGAAUGCUUCAAUCGAGCUUGAUUUUACAGACUGGGAAAACGGUGUAUCGUUAUUGCGUGACCACGCGUGGAAUGUUCAGUCUGCCUCUGGCGUGAUCGGCGCGCCAGCCGACUCCUCAUCAACUAGUGAUCAUCUCCAUGUUCCCCUUGAGGCUCUUGAAACGAUGGACUCGGAAUUUUUCGUUUCGUUUCGCUUGGCGGUCAACAGAGUUCAUAAUGACAAAGUUCACAUGCAGAAAAACUGGUGUAUUGAGCGCGAGCGACUGUUUGCGCAGAAUCUGCAAGAAAGUCAGAAAAAUCUUCAAGAAAGAAUGGUCUUGGUGAAUGCUCUCGAUCUGAAUGUAUGUCGUCACGAGCACGACUAUGUUGCCGAACGAAACCGUAUUCAAAGUUUACUGAAGGUGUUGAUGUCGAAUAUAGCAGAAAUAGAAGAGCAGAUUGAAUUACAAAAGAGAUUUCCAAAGAACAUAGUCGCGGAUGUUGAAUCUAUACUUCGCCACUGUCAGGCCUCGUGCGACCUUCAUGCACAGCGUCUGCGACAGGAAAAGCUCCUGACACAAAACUCGAUGUUGGCGGCUUUGGAUGCGCUUAUGGGCCACAAACAACAAGUGCAGGAUACUUUUGACGUAUUCCAUGGAAACCAGCACGCAUCUUCGCAGUCACGUAACUAA